Molecule: messenger RNA, 1166 nt
Organism: Musa acuminata AAA Group (dessert banana)
Lineage: Eukaryota; Viridiplantae; Streptophyta; Magnoliopsida; Zingiberales; Musaceae
Exons: 5
Coding region: 1-825 (274 amino acids)
Biological process (GO): glycosaminoglycan metabolic process; carbohydrate metabolic process
Cellular component (GO): membrane
Molecular function (GO): beta-N-acetylhexosaminidase activity
Source: RefSeq, a predicted model, not a curated record
AUGAUUAGCGGGCCGGAGAAGGAGGACACCGUGGUGGCGGAGAUGAUUAGCGGGCCGGAGAAGGAGGACACCGUGACAUCGGCGCCGCCUCUCGGCACCUUUCUCGCCGUCCCUCCUUCGCCCAAUGGCAUCCGGGGAUUACACGUCCUCGCGGGGGGCAGGGGGGCAGGGCGGUGGCGGCAAAGGCUGGCGCGGGCGAGCCGCGCGGUGGAUAAGCAAUCCUUCCCCUUGGAGAUACCAUCAUAUCCAAGACUGUGGGCUGGUGCAUACUCCUACUCUGAGCGAGAUACUAAGGCUGAUGCUCUUGAAAUCGCACAGCAUGCAGAAAGAAGGGGAGUAAACGUGUUGGCUGAGAUUGAUGUGCCCGGCCAUGCUCUCUCAUGGGGUGUGGGCUAUCCUGAUUUGUGGCCCUCAGCUGAAUGCCAAGAACCACUUGAUGUCAGUAAAGAGUUCACAUUCAAAGUAAUUGAAGGAAUUCUUUCUGAUUUCACUAAGGUUUUCAAGUUCAGGUUUGUCCAUUUGGGGGGGGGUGAUGAAGUUAACACAAGUAAGCUCAUACAUUUCCUGUUAAGUGUAAUAGCACCUCAUUUGUUUAUGCCUCAACAUGUUCUUUUUAGUCAUCAUGGUCAGUGGUGGGCAAACUUGAAACUUCUAGAGACAACGGAAACUAUCAAAUACUACUUCACUGAUUUAACUUUCUUUUUGGGUCAUUUCUUGACAUUUGAUCUUUACAAAGUCACUUUUCAUGUUUUCCUUUCGGACUUUGUUUUUCUACCAUUCAUGUUUCAUUUGAUGUCUCAUACAAAUAGCAAAAGAUGGCUUUAAGAAACAAUUGUUUUAGAAGUUUAGAUACUUCAAAUCAAAAGGUUUUGUUUUAAUUUUGGUUACUGGACCGAGACAUAUCGAGUCUCAAAAAAAGAUCUGAAGAAAAAAAAAGAAAAAAGGUUAGUGUCAUCCUAUGCCAGCUAUAUUGGGUGGUACAAGCCAUGUACCACACAUACCAUCCGGUUUACUCUGGUCCACGUACUAGUAGGUUAUGGAAUUGGUAAAUACCGCUCAUACCAAGCCACACCAGGUGAUAUUUUUAACUUUAAUUUAAUUUAAUAUUUUGAAGUAUGCAAGUGUUUCUUUUUUUUUUUUGCAUAAUAUACCGCUUUUGUUGUGGA